UGAUCGCUGUACCAACGUGAAAAGUGUAGUAUGGCGUUCGGUGGGAAAGCAGCUGCUUGCGUCAUUUCAAAAUACUUCAUUGUCGUGAUUGUCUAGCGUUUCUAGUGUACUGUCCGACUAGUUAAGUUCAGACAAGGAAGUCUUAUUGCAGCAAGAACUCAUAACGUGUCAGGAAAAUGACCGACCUCACAGAAUUGCGGAUGAACGUGGCCGCUUUGAAACGCGUUGACCCCUACGUCAAGGAUAUUCUGGAGACUGCGACCCAUGUAGCUCUUUAUACAUUCAACGCUGAGAACAACGAAUGGGAAAAAACGGAUGUUGAGGGUGCUCUGUUCGUCUAUUCGCGAAAUGGCGAACCUUAUAACAGCGUUCUUAUUAUGAAUAGGUUGAAUACCAAUAAUCUUGUGGAGCCUGUAACACACGGCUUAGACUUGCAAUUACAAGAGCCGUUCCUGCUAUACAGAAAUUCCAAAUGCAAUAUUUAUGGUAUUUGGUUUUAUGAUAAAGAGGAAUGCAUAAGGAUCGCAGACGUGUUAAACAAGUUAAUGAAAGAGUCUGCAGAGCAGAAUAGAAAAUCUGGCACAAAAACACAGACCAAAGGCAAACGAAGUUCUGGGCCCAGUGUAAAUAAUGUUGAUAUAUUCACUAUGCUGAGUAAAGCCCAGGAAGAUUUUGAUACUAACAGAGGAAUUAGAGGAAGCGGAACUGGCAUAGGGUCAAAGUCUCCUGCAUGUAACACUAUUGAAGAAAUCAUCUCUGGUCCAUUGAUUGCUCCAUUGGGUCCAGAUGUAACUUCCCAAAGCGUAAUGGACUUUUUUGCUAAGGCUAAGGUUAAUCCCGGACAUUUCAAACCAGGAGAGCAGCCACCUUCUGGAAGUACAGUUGUACCAGAAGGAAAACCAUUACUAGCUCGGUUGAUGUCGCAUCCUGCGGCACAUACUUUAGAGCACAUUGAAAAACAACAGAGAUCAAUAACUCCACAACCAGGUCCACCAUCUUUGCAUCAAGCACAACCUGGUUCUGGAAGUACAUCAACUGUGAACAACUUGAGCAGUAGCUUAGCUCCAAAUAGAUCAAAAAGACGGAGCAGAGCGAUAUCUCAGCAAGAUAGCAUUACACCAGGGUCUUCAAAUAUAUCUCAGGACGUCCAGCAACAAAUCAAUCAAAGCGCGACCGAUUCAAAUGGUUCCGCUGGUUCAGCCGGUUUUCUGAGGAUACAAUCUCCAACGACAAACACUAAUACUAACCUAACCAACCACCAAAACUCUAACAUUGCAGUCUCCAGCAAUUCCAACCCACUGGCGUCCUUAUUCGCGCAUGCCUCAGCCCCUACGGUAUCGUCAGAUGAUGUGUUAGGAACUACGCCUAUCUCAGGAACGGGAACUGCUCCCGCUCUGAUACCGCCUGUAAUGUUUGCGGCGCCAAGUCCACCAGAUCCUCUUAGCAGACCGUUGGAACCGCUGACGAGGAACCAGCUCCUUCAGGCGUUUAAUUAUCUUCUACGAAGCGAUCCCGAUUUUAUUAACAAGCUCCAUGAGGCAUACGUCAAGUCUUUUGGCGAGAUUCUCUCCUAGGUUCAUUAAUCCUAGCCAAUGUUUAAAGGUUUCUACCCGUACUCGUCAUGCGGGAUGUUAUGCGAUCAGCCUGCGCAAACCUUUUCAAACGGACUUAACACCAAAAAUCUAUCUAUUCCUAUGUUACAUCUUUGUACAUAGGUAACCGGCGAAACUGUAACGUUCGUGACGGAAUUCAUGACAAUGACUACCGACCCAAUACCGCUUUUGGGCUGGAGAUAUGAAUAAAAAGACCCAUAUACCUUGGACAGUAUUUUUAUAAAAUAAUGCGUUUAUCCCAGAAACGAUCGCACGCUUUGAAAAUAGCGCUUGUCAAGGAAUGUUGGGCCUUUGACAUCGCGCGCUUAUUUCAUUCAGUUAUGGAAAACGAAAAGAAGGAGAGACAAUGAGGCGCAAAGAGAAUCGGCAUGCAAGAUAACUGUUACGGUUCGACGAAAGAAUCAACGGGGUUACAUGACAAGCGAUACGGAUACGAUUUUAAACUGUGAUGCCAAAACAUUUAUAUAUAUAUAUAUAUGUGUGUAUAUAUACUAACGUUUUAUGAUCACGAGUUCAAAACAAGACAUGAAAAUCUCUUGAGAAGAUCAAAUGUGUAGAAUGCCUAUUUUCCAGAGUAUAUGACGCACCUUUACUGUAUAUCAGGCGCCGAGUAUGGUAUGUGUACUGUAAUUAACAGCUGAAAAGAGCAACAAAUAAAAGCAGAUUGAUGUAAAGUUA
This is a messenger RNA of Cephus cinctus (wheat stem sawfly), 2291 nucleotides long. RefSeq names its product mRNA-decapping enzyme 1A (gene DCP1). The transcript is spliced from 4 exons. Gene Ontology annotation, biological process: positive regulation of catalytic activity; deadenylation-independent decapping of nuclear-transcribed mRNA; deadenylation-dependent decapping of nuclear-transcribed mRNA. The record is from RefSeq and is a predicted model, not a curated record. The coding region runs from base 177 to 1574 and encodes 465 amino acids. Gene Ontology annotation, molecular function: enzyme activator activity; mRNA binding. Gene Ontology annotation, cellular component: P-body. Lineage: Eukaryota; Metazoa; Arthropoda; Insecta; Hymenoptera; Cephidae.